This is a messenger RNA of Aspergillus sclerotioniger CBS 115572, 210 nucleotides long. Its product is annotated as coiled-coil-helix-coiled-coil-helix domain-containing protein. The transcript has 3 exons. NCBI's taxonomy places the organism in Eukaryota, Fungi, Ascomycota, Eurotiomycetes, Eurotiales, Aspergillaceae. The record is from RefSeq and is a predicted model, not a curated record. The annotation marks the transcript as partial.
CAGCAGCCAUCCUCUUCGGAACAAUCCCAAACCAAUGCCUGGGAACGGGUGGAGCGGAGAUUCACCAGCAAACCUGCGAGUGAAUACUUCGACCCAUGUCAAGAUUUUGCGGAUCGAAGCCUAAAGUGUAUGAAGCGCAAUGGCUUCGAUAAGGAAAUGUGCUCGGAUUAUUUCCAGGCUUAUAGAGAUUGUAAAAAGCAGUGGGUGAGU